Messenger RNA from Nothoprocta perdicaria, 1030 nucleotides. It is a transcript of the gene KCNE4, whose product is annotated as potassium voltage-gated channel subfamily E regulatory subunit 4. The record is from RefSeq and is a predicted model, not a curated record. NCBI's taxonomy places the organism in Eukaryota, Metazoa, Chordata, Aves, Tinamiformes, Tinamidae. The transcript has 2 exons. Bases 92 to 583 code for a protein of 163 amino acids. Gene Ontology annotation, biological process: regulation of heart rate by cardiac conduction; regulation of ventricular cardiac muscle cell membrane repolarization; negative regulation of delayed rectifier potassium channel activity. Gene Ontology annotation, molecular function: voltage-gated potassium channel activity involved in ventricular cardiac muscle cell action potential repolarization; delayed rectifier potassium channel activity; transmembrane transporter binding. Gene Ontology annotation, cellular component: membrane.
AACCGGCAUUUCGUAGAAGAAAGGUCUCCAGAGCUUUGCAAAGGGAGGAAUUAUUUGCAAACCGACGCAUCACUGUUGUAAAGCAGUUUCAAUGCUGAAGAUGGAUCAUGCAAACAUGACCCAAACCAUGCUCAAUGCUGCAUCCCGCAAUGUGGAGAAGAGCAACGGCAAUGAGUAUUUUUACAUCCUAAUUGUUAUGUCUUUCUACGGGAUCUUCCUGAUAGGGAUCAUGUUGGGCUACAUGAAAUCCAAAAGAAAAGAAAAGAAGUCCAACUUGCUCCUGCUCUACAAAGAUGAGGAGAGAGAAUGGGGUGAAGCUGUGAAGCCUCUCCCAACCAUCUCAGGGCUGAAAGCUGGGCAGAUCCCCAUGAUGCUGAACAUGCUGCAGGAGAGCAUGGUGCCUCCUCUGUCCUGUGCCAUCUGCUCGAUGGAAGGCAGCAGCGUGAGCUCCGAGUCCUCUUCCCCAGAUGUGCACUUCACCAUUCAGGAAGAAGUGCUGGAUGCCGAAAUGGGGGAAGUGUCGGAAACGCUGCUCAACGAGAGCAGCGAGGGCUCUGCAGAAAACAUCCACAAGAACUCCUAGCAGUGGCAGAGGCCACCGAGUCAGCCGGCAGAAGCGUGAGUGGAGCUCCCACGAGGAAUCUGUGAUCCUGCUUUCCUGCUCUCCAAUGGACUCUCAGCUGCUAUCUCUGCCCCGAGCCUGACAUGUUCCUGAGAGCUAGGAGGAAAAGGAAGAAGUAUCGCCCAAAUCCAAAGUGUGAUUUUGCACAUAAUUGGGAUGCUAAUAUUUUACAUUACUGUUUUUUUCCAUAAGAGCUAAGAGUAAGGAGAAUGUAUAUAUAUAGUUUUCUGAUGAGGUAACUCCUAGUGGUAGUGCCUCUGCAUAUUUCAGAAUCUGGUAAAUAUCUGGGAAACGUUCAGAGAAGUUACCCUAGCACAAGUGUCCCGUUGUUAAAGACUGUGGGUACUGCUCAUUCACGUAAACGAUAGAUAAACUGUGAUAGACAAGAAGCACAUCUAACAUUUUUCU